GCUUCAGAGUUGGCAAUGUGCCUGCAUGGCGCAUUAUCAAUGUUUACGUUCUUUACCUCUUACUUACUUACGGUUCAGCUUUAAUGACAGACCCAAAUCUGUAAAUUGGUUUGUGUUCAUUUGGUCCAAGAUUAUAUGGCGAAUCGAUUUGGAAAUAGCUCACACUAAUUCUGAUUGUUUGUUGUAAUGAAAUACAGGAAAUGGAAUUCCGAAAUUAUUGCGCGAAAAUCAACGACAUGACAGCACGAGUCAGAAUGGCUGAGAAUGGUGCACAGUUGGUAAGCAGACUUGAAGGGAGACAGUCAUUGAGGGACAUUGAACCCAGUAUCUUUCCUGUCGACGGUGGUCCAGGUCAAGGUGAAGAAGCUGACCCUGCAUCUAUUAGAGAUUGAAUUUCAAAAAUGUUGGUUCAUUUGAACGCUCCAGGAGGUGACGUCGUGGAGUUUCAUGGCUCGGAGGGCACAGGAAAGACCGAAACCUUGUACCACCUCAUCACCCGCUGCAUCAUGCCAGUCCAGAGUAGAGGUCUGGAGGUGGCGGUGGUCUUCGUUGACACGGACUACCACUUUGACAUGCUGCGCUUAGUGAGCGUUCUGGAGGGGCGUUUGGCUGAAGACUGUAAGGGGGCUGAUGGCUCUGAAAAUGAACCUGAGGAGAGGGUGCGUUCAUGUCUGGGCAGGCUGUCUGUAGUGCACUGCAACAGCUCAGUACAGCUCCUCCUAACCCUACACUACCUCGAAAACACCUUUUCCAGCCAGCCUUCCCUCGGCCUUCUGAUCAUCGACAGCAUUUCUUCCUUCUACUGGGUGGACCGAUUCAAUGGCGGCGAGAGCACUGUUUGUCAGGAGGCUAACCUGAGGAAGUGUGCCGAGCUGCUGGACAGACUCCGCAGAAACUACGGCAUUGUGAUUUUCGCAACCACUCACGCCAUAAUGAGGAACUAUGGAUCUGAUCCAGGGGUGUCAGAAGUGCCCGGCCCAUCAUCAUCUCGCAGGUGGAGGUCAGCUGAUAGUGUUACAGACUUUGACAAGCCCUACCUGUGUAAAGCAUGGCAGAGAAUAGUGACUCACAGAAUGCUGUUCACUAAAAGUCAUGUGUCGAAGGACAACAAGCAGGUUUUCUCCACAGCAUGUACCAGCAUAAUGACCAAAGGUGUCAAAAGAUGCUCGUUUCAUGUCAUGGAGGACGGUAUUAAAUUUGUAUGUGACAAGUGAA
Carassius gibelio (silver crucian carp) is the source of this 1215-nucleotide messenger RNA. It is a transcript of the gene xrcc2, whose product is annotated as X-ray repair complementing defective repair in Chinese hamster cells 2. The transcript is spliced from 4 exons. Gene Ontology annotation, molecular function: ATP-dependent DNA damage sensor activity; four-way junction DNA binding; ATP binding. The record is from RefSeq and is a predicted model, not a curated record. The coding region runs from base 402 to 1214 and encodes 270 amino acids. Gene Ontology annotation, biological process: DNA strand invasion; double-strand break repair via homologous recombination. Gene Ontology annotation, cellular component: Rad51B-Rad51C-Rad51D-XRCC2 complex; replication fork; centrosome. NCBI's taxonomy places the organism in Eukaryota, Metazoa, Chordata, Actinopteri, Cypriniformes, Cyprinidae.